This is a messenger RNA of Scaptodrosophila lebanonensis, 572 nucleotides long. RefSeq names its product larval cuticle protein A2B (gene Ccp84Ag). The record is from RefSeq and is a predicted model, not a curated record. Gene Ontology annotation, cellular component: extracellular matrix. The coding region runs from base 51 to 572 and encodes 173 amino acids. The transcript has 2 exons. NCBI's taxonomy places the organism in Eukaryota, Metazoa, Arthropoda, Insecta, Diptera, Drosophilidae.
CACCAUUUACGGUAUCUAGAGCAACUGACAAACCAAAAAUAACCAAAACAAUGGCAUUCAAAUUCACCAUCCUGUUCGCCGCCUGCAUCGCCGUGGCCAGCGCUGGCAUCAUUCCAGCUGCCGCUCCAUUGGCCGCCGUCGCCCAGUUGGAGGAGUACGAUCCCCAUCCACAAUACACCUAUGGCUAUGAUGUCAAGGAUGCUCUCUCCGGCGACUCCAAGACCCAGAUCGAGAGCCGCGACGGCGAUGUUGUCCAGGGCCAAUACUCUCUGAACGACGCCGAUGGCUACAGACGCAUUGUGGACUACACUGCCGAUCCCAUUAACGGCUUCAACGCUGUGGUGCGCCGCGAACCCCUUGUCGCUGCCGUCGCUGCCCCCGCACCAGUGGUUGCUGCCCCAGCACCCGUCGUCCGCGCUGCCCCCCUGGCCUAUGCUGCUGCCCCAGUCGCCGCCCCACUUGUGGCCGCCGCUCCAGCUCCAAUUGUGAAGGCUGCUGCUCCCCUCGUCGCUGCCGGUCCGGCCUUCGUCAAGACCCAAUACGCCUCGCCACUCAUCUCGUACGCUUACUAG